UAUUUAUAACGUCCUAAAAAAAUAAACGUUAUACAUACGAUUGCAUAGUUCAAUCUAUUUUUGUCAAUGCGUGAAAAUUGUGGAGGGAAUGACACGUAACCAUGUAAACGGUCAUGCUCUCGCCUAGUCAUAGCUGCCCGUACCCCUGCCCGAAUUUCCCAACAUCUAACGCCAUUCUCACCGUAUUCCACAAUUCCCUCCACUCUCUCUCUCUCUCUCUCUCGCAGCAACAUCGAGAAUCGAAGCUUGAAACUGUCGUAUUGUGCUAAAAAGGAAGAGUUUACUUCAAUUUUGGAUUCUCCUCGAAGCUAGCUGAAGCAGAGGAUAGUGGAUAUAUAGUUGAGGAUAAUAGAAGAACGAAAUCUAUUGUGUUGAUAUAUGGCGGUGGAGUAUGAGUGUUGCGAGUAUCAGUUCUUCUUGCACAUAGGGAUCAUUGCGUUUUUGGUUUUGUUUGCUGGUUUGAUGUCUGGACUUACUUUGGGGCUAAUGUCUUUGAGUCUCGUUGAUCUUGAAGUUCUUGCCAAAUCUGGUACUCCGAAAGAUCGUAAAUAUGCAGAGAAGAUAUUACCAGUGGUCAGAAAACAGCAUUUACUACUUUGCACUCUUCUGAUUUGCAAUGCUGCUGCAAUGGAGGCACUUCCUAUUUUUCUCGAUUCUCUAGUGACAGCUUGGGGUGCUAUCCUCAUUUCAGUGACAUUAAUACUUCUGUUUGGUGAGAUCAUACCUCAAUCUGUUUGUACUAGAUAUGGACUUGCUAUUGGCGCAUCUGUAGCUCCAUUUGUUCGUGUUCUUGUUUGGGUCUGCUUUCCUGUUGCGUAUCCAAUAAGCAAGCUUCUAGACUAUCUCUUGGGUCAUGAACACGUUGCUCUUUUCCGAAGAGCCGAGUUAAAGACACUUGUCAAUUUACAUGGUAACGAGGCUGGAAAGGGAGGUGAAUUGACACAUGAUGAGACAACAAUAAUUGCAGGAGCGCUUGAACUCACAGAAAAGACAGCAAGUGAUGCAAUGACUCCUAUAUCUGAAACUUUUUCAGUUGAUAUAAAUGCCAAACUUGAUAGGGAUUUAAUGAAUAUAAUCCUGGAAAAAGGGCAUAGCAGAGUACCUAUCUAUUACGAACAACCUACCAACAUAAUUGGACUUGUUCUGGUCAAAAAUUUGUUGACCAUCCAUCCGGAAGAUGAAGUACCUAUAAAAAGCGUCGCAAUACGCCGGAUUCCAAAGGUUCCGGAAACUCUUCCAUUGUAUGAUAUCUUAAAUGAGUUUCAAAAAGGUCAUAGUCAUAUGGCAGUUGUUGUGAGACAAUGUAGCAAGACCUCAGAGAAGGUGGGCCCCACAAGUCCUUUGCCUGAUGCGAAGAAGGAAGUGCGGAUAGACGUUGAUCGAGAGAAUAGCUUGAGGGCAAAAAGGUCAUUUCAGAAAUGGAAGAGUUUCCCGAACAAUGGGAACAAUUCUAAUAGAGGUGGGUAUAGGAGUAAGAAGUGGAGUAAAGAUAUGUAUUCAGAUAUUUUGGAGAUAGAAGGAAAACCACUUCCGAAACUUCCUGAAGAAGAAGAAGCUGUUGGGAUAAUAACAAUGGAAGAUGUCAUCGAAGAAUUACUUCAGGAGGAGAUAUUUGAUGAAACUGAUCAUCAUUUUGAGGACUCAUAACAUUUGUUUUGGUUGAAGUUGUCACAUAGAUGUUGUUUUAGUUUAAACACGGCUAAACUUGAAAAUGUACAUAAACAAUCUUGUUUUUAUUUAUUUAUAUUUUAAUGUCAAUGGAAUCUUUUUGAUUUGGGGUUUAUUUGAUGAACUAGACGAAUACCUGCAUUUUGAGCAAAAUACAAC
Lactuca saligna is the source of this 1827-nucleotide messenger RNA. The record is from the annotation of a GenBank genome assembly. Lineage: Eukaryota; Viridiplantae; Streptophyta; Magnoliopsida; Asterales; Asteraceae.